Molecule: messenger RNA, 1439 nt
Organism: Aspergillus steynii IBT 23096
Lineage: Eukaryota; Fungi; Ascomycota; Eurotiomycetes; Eurotiales; Aspergillaceae
Product: intradiol ring-cleavage dioxygenase
Exons: 3
Coding region: 187-1371 (394 amino acids)
Molecular function (GO): ferric iron binding; oxidoreductase activity, acting on single donors with incorporation of molecular oxygen, incorporation of two atoms of oxygen
Source: RefSeq, a predicted model, not a curated record
GAGUACUUUUGUGGAUAUGGGGUAGUCGGUGGAGUUACCUAAACAAGGUGCUGUACUAGUAGCCUUGUCGGGAUAACGGGGUGCUAUCGAGUCAGUUUGAAGAAUAUAUAAAGGGGAAGACGAUGGCAGGAUCGUUGAACCAAGGCCAACAAACACCCAGAGCCAGAGCAGGACGAGUUAGUAGCCAUGCAUUUCUCUAAAUUCCUGACCCUCACUGCGGCCACCCUGGCUGUCGCUCACCCGGGCGAAAAGCACGAUCCCGAGGUCGUCAAACGGGAGAUCCGCGCUCGGGACGUCCAUGCCGCCAGAUCCAAACGCGCUCUGGACGCCUGUUCGACCACCGCUCACGCACAGCAGCUGCAGCAGCGGAAUAUUGCCCGUCGUGCUCGUACUGCGCGAGAGCUGCGUCAGGCCAGAGGAAUCACUGCCAACCCCCAGAAAUGGCGCCGUGAUCUCGCUGCUCUCGAGGAGUGGGAAGCCAUCAACCACAACCGCACCGGACUGCUUGACCUUUCUCCCAACACGCCCGAAUCCGUCAUCUUCGGUGCCAACACGAGCGCUAUCCUGUCCCCGACCAUCACCGACGGCCCCUACUAUGUCUGGGGUGAAGUGAUGCGCCAGGACGUCCGCGAGGAGAAGUACUCCGACGGUGUGGACAGCUUCAUCGAGGUGCAGUACAUCGACGUGAACACCUGCCGCCCUGUCCCUGGCGCCAUCGUCGAUAUCUGGCAGGCCAACGCCACCGGCGUGUACAGCGGAAUCUCCACCUCCGGCAACUACGCCGCCGACGGCUGGGACUCGACCUUCCUGCGCGGCAUCCAACAGACCGACUCCGACGGCGUCGUGACCUUCUCGACGAUCUUCCCCGGCCACUACGACGGCCGCGCCACGCACACCCACCUCCUGACACACCUGAACGCCACCCUGCACCCCAACAACCAGACCCUCGUCGUGGGCACCGGCAGCGUCGCACACAUCGGCCAACUCUUCUGGAACGAGGUCCUCCGCUCCGCCGUCGAAGACACAUACCCCUACAACACGAACAGCCAGGACAUCACUUCCAACGCGGAGGACAUGUGGAGCGUCGAGCAGGCCAGCUCCGCGUAUGACCCGUUCCCGGAGUAUAUUUAUCUGGGCGAUGGGUUGUCCGAUGGGUUGUUUGCGUGGAUCCAGAUUGGUAUCAAUACCACCGCAGAUUAUACCGAUAACAGCUACUACAGCAUUGCGGCGUAUUAUGAUGAGAAUGGCGGUCAUCAGAAUGAGGACUCGGGAUUCAUGGGAGGUGGUGGUGGUGAUGGUGCCCCGUCUGGUGUGCCUUCCGGUGUCCCUUCGGGUUCUGUGUCCGGGGCGGCGCCGUCUUCGACUGCCUAGAUGUACAGGUUUGGGUUUGAGGAGGUGAGAUAAUAAGGGUGGAAGUACUUGUUUUAAUAUUGUGGAUG